AUGGGCGUGAUGGCAGCAUCGCAAGCGCGACAUCUCUCACAGGAGUCUUUUGAGUAUCGUUUUCGUAGUCGUCAGAGGACCGUGACGCAAGAUAUCCAGACAGAGAAAAUGAUUGUUAAGCCUAAAAUAUGAUCUUAGAAUGAUGAACAUCUCCGCACAAAUCAUGUGCAUUAAUUGAAUUCUCAUGAGCACUCCCAUGUUCCUUACCCUUAUGGUUAUGGGGCAUUUAUCAAACCUAGUUUCUAUUAGUUGUGAUGUUGUAGGCUAGGUGUACUAGAGAUGUUCUCUCGUUACCUCAAAUAAUUGAGCAUGCUUUGAUUGUGAAGCCUAGUUCAUCGACCUCAUCCCUAGGCCUCUCCUUUGAUUUGCACAGGGAACUGAGGUGGAAAAAGGAAACUCACUCGACCAAGGGUAGUGAAAAACUAGCGCUAAGAUUGCGAUGCAGAGCGCACGUGGUCAAGAUAUGCUGAGACUGCAACAAGCGGGCUUAGCGUUCGCCGAAAACGAUCAUCUUGCUCUGACCGGUGUCGAGAAUCCGAAGCAUACGUAUGUGUACUAGUCGUGCAGGGAACAAGGUCCGAUUUUUGAUGUGAAUUAGAUGAAAAAGAAAAACGUUGUUCUUGUUGUUUUGUUUCAUGUUCUCAGCCACCUCCUGUUUUUAUGGGCGGUGGUCAUAAUCUGAUCAUAUUACGACCAAUGUACAAAUUAUUUAAAGAAGCUUCUACCCCAAGUUUACCAUAGCUUUACACUAAAUAUUCCUCACGCAUCCAUGUUCAUCAAACAAUACAGUAAAUGUAAACGUCAUGAUCGUCAAUAGGGAUAAGCCAGUGCGCGUCUACCUCUUCUUUUGUGAUUAGAUUCAUCCUCAAACUCGAUGAUUCUAAUGUUUGUGCAGUCUAUGAGUAUAAACCAAAACAAGUUUCUUACAAGAUGCAUCCCGUUCUUUCUCAUAUUUGUCUAUUGAUUAUCGCUAUCUUCAGGUCUUGUAAACAAAAAAAUGCAAUGAGGUUAAACAAUCUACAGGUCGAAAAAAAAUGAACAGGUUAAGGUACAAAGUUUGAAUCUAUUGGUAAACAAAUGAACAGCUUAAGAUGGACUUGUGUGUAAUACGUUUGAAUAGCACGAUGAACAGAAAAUAUAGUACAAAUUUUGAUCCUAUCUAUGACGAGGCUGUGAAGCCUACAAAUGUCAGCUAAUGCCGCAGCCGCUAAUGCUUCAAGAACAAGCGAAGCCCAUAACGGUACACUCGAUUUCUGAAAUUGAUCUUUGUUUUCAAUGUUAUGUCGUCCUAUAUUUCUAAUGAAUACCUUACUCAUCGAGUUUUGCUAUAGUCAAUUGUCGCAAAUGAAACUUUCUUCUUCGGGCUGUCUCUUGCUGAAAAAUUGCGAUUCUUAUGGUCAAGGUCAACCACAGUGAUAGAUUAAAAUGAAUUCCAGUAUUUUGUAUUAAACGAGAAUGCAGAAUCAAUCACCACGAUUGGGAAGUCUAUUAUUCGAAGAAGCACGGUAUGACAAACAAAUGAGACCCUUAACGGUACAAGACUUGCUAUUGCAAGCGAAAAACUUCUCAUUUCCUGAUGAACAGCAGUUACAGCAACAGACGUAGAAAAUUUUCGAUUGAAAAGGAACAGGAC
Messenger RNA from Amoebophrya sp. A25, 1633 nucleotides. Lineage: Eukaryota; Dinophyceae; Syndiniales; Amoebophryaceae. The record is from the annotation of a GenBank genome assembly.